This is a messenger RNA of Eubalaena glacialis (North Atlantic right whale), 1225 nucleotides long. It is a transcript of the gene BORCS7, whose product is annotated as BLOC-1 related complex subunit 7. Bases 75 to 392 code for a protein of 105 amino acids. NCBI's taxonomy places the organism in Eukaryota, Metazoa, Chordata, Mammalia, Artiodactyla, Balaenidae. The record is from RefSeq and is a predicted model, not a curated record. Gene Ontology annotation, cellular component: BORC complex. The transcript has 5 exons.
UCCUUUUGCUUUGCUCAUCUUUUGGCCCCUGCGACUCGCCAUCGCCCGUGGGGAGGCGUUCACUGGUUGAAGUGAUGGCGACUGGGACCCCAGAUUCGCAAGCGCGAUUCGGUCAGUCUGUGAAGGGGCUUCUCACGGAGAAGGUGAACACCUGUGGUACUGACGUGAUCGCGCUCACCAAGCAGGUGCUGAAGGGCUCCCGGAGCUCCGAGCUGCUAGGUCAGGCCGCUCGAAACAUGGUACUACAGGAAGAUGCCAUCUUACACUCAGAAGAUAGUUUAAGAAAAAUGGCAAUAAUAACGACACAUCUUCAGUACCAGCAAGAAGCUAUUCAGAAGAAUGUUGAGCAGUCAUCAAAUCUACAGGACCAGUUAAAUCAUCUGUUGAAGUAGAACGUGUUAUGAGAGGGCAAAAGCACUUUGCCUGACACUGAGGAGGAAAUAUCUUACAUAACCACUGUGCUAUGGGUUUGAUUUUCCAUUUUCUUCUUCAAAAGUUAAGUUAGAAUAAGAUCUGUGAUGAUGAACAGUUUCUCCUGAAAGGAAGUUAAGUGAUUGAAUUUUGAAAGCACUUCUUGAAUCAAACCAACCCAUGCUCUUAUUGAAUUUUUAAGUUGCUCUGUUAAUUUGAUAUUAAAGUAAAAUUAAAAGAUGUCUUAGUUUUUCUCAUAGAACUUUAAUAUGUCAAAAGCCAUAUCGUCUAAAUGUAUUUCUUAAGCAAAUACUGAGUAGUGUUUUAAAUUCAGACUUAGAGCUUCUAUUGUGAAUGUAUAAGAAUAAUUAAUAUUGUUUUUAAAGACUAUUUUUUCUUUUAAUCAUACAUUCAGGAAAUAUUUUAAUUUCAUGGUCACAGAAUGGUGAUUAGGUAAUACCUGUUGUUUUCUUUUCUUUUCUAGUACCUAAGAGGAGAUAGUUAUUUUAUUUGUUGUAGCAAAUUCCUACAUGAAAAUUAGGCAAAUGGUAUCAUAUCUGGCCAGCUGCAACCUCCUGCCUUGACCUUCAUUCCUAGGGUUUCUUUGUUGUUGUGACUCUUGAUUAAGUGGCCUUGGGUUCAUUUUGUAAUUUUGCUAGUCAUCAGCAAAUUCACUUGUAUGACAUUAUUGCCAAGUGAGAAUGCAGUUGAGUUACUGUGAUUCCGGUAUAGGGUUGUGCCAUGUAGAAAACCUUAUGUUUAUAGACAUUUACCUAUGUUCAUUGAAUUUAUCUCAUUAAAUGUCAUUACUGUU